CCCCACAGCGUACGUAGCCCCUCGCUUCCAUGUUUACUGCAUACUUUCUUUUCGAUCAUUUCGCCUUUCCAUUGCCCCUCUUUUCCUAAACCCACCCUUUCUCUUUCCACAACACUGUUGAUCGCCAUUAAUUAUGUCGCUUUUCUCCAACCUGCCGGACAAGUUCAGGCGAGGCGAAACGAGCUACGUCGGCCAGCGGUUCGCCGUCGUCGGCAUCUUCGUCGGCUGCUGGAUCGUCUUUCUGUCUCUCGUCUUCCUCCUUCACAAACUCUGCAGUCGCCGCAGCGGCAGCGGCAGCGGCGGCAGCAGCAACUCUAACACCACCGUCCCGUCGAUCGACGAUCUCCUCGGCGUCGGGCGCGGGCUCGAUGGCCGCGCGAUCGCCGCGCUUCCGUCGUUCAAGUUGGAGAGAAACGUCGACCGCAGCAGCGGCGGCGGCAACGGUGGCAGCGGGUGGGAGUGCGCGGUGUGCCUCGGUCUGGCGCAGGAAGGAGAGACGGUGCGGCGGCUGCCGGAGUGCGGGCACGCGUUUCACGCCGAGUGCGUCGACAGGUGGCUGAGCGCGCACCCGACGUGCCCCGUGUGCCGUCGGACCGUCGUCGUCGAGGCGGCGAAUGUCGCCGCAAAGGCCGCGGCGGGCAGCAGUUACGCUGCAAUUUUGUACUAUGGCCAUAGAGUUCCCAAUGUCGGCAACGUCGUCGGCUCCCUCGCUGUCUUCAUCGGCGUCACUCUCCUUUGCCUGCUCAUCUUAUUAGCCGUCGCAAGCUGGCGCAGAAGGCUUCGACGUGAAGCACGUACUGCCGCUGCACCACCAUAUGAACCACCGAGAGCUCAACCGCAGCUCUCGGAUUCGGCGGCUGCGGCGCUUCCGACAUUCGCGUAUGACCGGACGGUGGAUCACCGCGGCGGAGGCGGUGGCUGGGCGCAGUGCACGAUCUGCCUCAGUGUGAUAAGUAGAGGCGAGAUGGUUAAGCAGGUGCCCGCGUGCAAGCAUUUGUACCAUGUCAGGUGCAUCGACAAGUGGUUGUCGUCGCAUUCGACGUGCCCGCUUUGUCGGUCGGACGUCACCGGAACACCGCCCCAGCCGCCUGUUUGA
This is a messenger RNA of Ananas comosus (pineapple), 1096 nucleotides long. Its product is annotated as RING-H2 finger protein ATL80-like. The record is from RefSeq and is a predicted model, not a curated record. Lineage: Eukaryota; Viridiplantae; Streptophyta; Magnoliopsida; Poales; Bromeliaceae. Bases 134 to 1096 code for a protein of 320 amino acids. The transcript has 2 exons.